AUAACAGGAAUUCGCUCAGAGACCAUUUCUGUGCCACAAGAAAUAAAAGCAUUGCAGCUGUGGAAUGAGAUAGAAACGCGCCAUCCUGGAUUGGCUGAUGUCAGAAAUCAGGUGAUAUUUGCUGUUCGUCAAGAAUAUGUCGAGCUUGGAGAUCAGCUCCUCCUGCUUCAGUCAGGAGACGAAAUUGCCAUUAUCCCCCCAAUUAGUGGAGGAUAGUGCUUUUGAGCCACCUGGGGAAGAUAUAAAUGAAGUUGAAGAGAAAUCGAAAGAUAUAAUAAAAUUCACAUCUGAGCAACUUUCAGUAGAUGAAGUCUCACAGCUGGUGAUUUCUCCACUCUGUGGUGCAAUAUCCCUAUUUGUAGGAACUACAAGGAAUAACUUCGAAGGGAAAAAAGUCAUUAGCUUAGAGUAUGAAGCAUAUCUACCAAUGGCAGAAAAUGAAGUCAGAAAAAUUUGUAGUGACAUUAGGCAGAAAUGGCCAGUCAAACACAUAGCAGUGUUCCAUCGGCUUGGCUUAGUUCCAGUGUCAGAAGCAAGCAUUAUCAUUGCUGUGUCCUCAGCCCAUAGGACUGCAUCCCUCGAAGCUGUGAGCUAUGCCAUUGAUACUUUAAAAGCCAAGGUGCCCAUAUGGAAAAAGGAAAUGUAUGAAGAAUCAUCAUCAUCUUGGAAAAGAAACAAAGAAUGCUUUUGGGCAACCGAUGAUUAAACCACUUAGGUUUUUAGAGUCUUAAAAUUUAAACUUGGUAAAUUCUUAUCUUUGAUCAUGUUUUGAUUUUUCUUCUCCAGGAGAUAGUUUACUGAACAUAAACUCUUACAUUACACCAGAGGAACAAGAGAGAAAAAAAAGCAAAAUAAAUGAGUGUUUAGGAUGAGGGCUUAUUCGGGAACUAGAGAUAGAGGAAAGAAAGGCUUUAGGGAAAAAAUGGAAGAAUAAUUUAAAUGUAAGGAAAGAUGCCUGUGGUAGACAUAUUAUUCUAUGACUAAGCUCUAACUGUAACUUGACUCACAUUGAGGUGUGGGCCCUCCUCAGUGACUGUCUCAGAGGCUGCCCCCAACCCCCUACCUCUAUGCCCAGUGAUAUCAUUGGUGUCAGGGAUGCGUUUUGGGAAUGUGGGUGGAACUGGAAGGUGUAAAAAGUCCUUAUCGGUUACUCUUGGUAUGAUAUAUUUUUAGAAUUUAUGUAUUUUCAAAAUAAGCUAAAUAAACGUGAUUUUAAAAGUUUAAAA
Balaenoptera ricei (Rice's whale) is the source of this 1226-nucleotide messenger RNA. RefSeq names its product molybdenum cofactor synthesis 2 (gene MOCS2). The transcript has 6 exons. Gene Ontology annotation, biological process: Mo-molybdopterin cofactor biosynthetic process. Gene Ontology annotation, molecular function: molybdopterin synthase activity. NCBI's taxonomy places the organism in Eukaryota, Metazoa, Chordata, Mammalia, Artiodactyla, Balaenopteridae. Bases 137 to 706 code for a protein of 189 amino acids. Gene Ontology annotation, cellular component: cytosol. The record is from RefSeq and is a predicted model, not a curated record.